ACUUUCAAUGUUGGUACACCCCUACAGCACUUUUGGAUUAUGCCGAUGCCUGACCGGGGGAAUUGAAAACGAAAAGCACAGAAAUUAUGGAGAAUUUCUUUAAAAAAUAAAAUUGUCAUGAUGCAAGUAUGAGACGUUCUGCUGCACCAUCCCAACAGGGCCUGGCCCCUAAGAGACCUAGGUUCAACCCUCCAUUUCGUUCCAGCAACCCUGUCCCCCUCGGCACUCCACGACCAUUACCGAGUCAACAAGUGACCACUUCUAACACUCAAAGAUUACCUAGAACUCUACAACCAGCAUCAAGUGACAAUGAUGAAUGCUUAGCUACCACCAUAGGAAUUAAGGAGACAUCAAAUGAUAGAGAACAGGUACAGGCAGCGGUGAACUCUGUACAGCCGGGUGAGGAUGGAGAAAAGAAUGACCAUCAAGCAUCAAGAAACCAUGGUGAAAAUAUUCCAGGCAGAACCAGUAUUAAACUAAAAUCAGAAAAUAUUUCAGGCAAAGCUAGUGUUAUACUAGAAUCUGAUGCAAAAGACAUGGGUGAAAGUCAACCACAAGGUCAUACUGAAAAUCAGCAGCUUGCUGGAGCAGAUGUUAGGGAUACAACACAAGAGGUACAUAGGUUAACUCAUGUUGAUGGAGAGGGUUCUGCUGGAACCAGACCCCAACAUCUCCAACUCAAGAAGAGCGGGUUGCAGAGGAAACCGUUCAUGGUGAAGCAGCUCACACCAACUGUCAAGCCACCAACCGGAGAGGCAGAAGACGAUGGACCAAAGCGCCAUUAUUAUAGUGUCAUGUGGUGUAAACUCUCAAAGAAAAAACACAAAAAGUGGGAAGGAGAUGCUCUUCUGAUUACUAAAGGCAGAUCUGUGACCCUACUCAAUGUAGAAGGGAAAGAGAUUGGUAAAGGCAGUGGAUACAGACCAUCUGAGCUAGAUAGUAUGGAGGAAGGCCAUACACUGUGUGUAGGCGGCAAGGAAAUUGAGGUAAGAUACAAGCCUAAUCUCGGCUUUGUGGGAGAGAAGAAUUUAUCUGUUUGGAGCCAGAAGGUCUUUGCUAAUAUAUACUUCAAGUCUUCAACACAGAGAUAAUGCCCUUCUGGCUUUAAACAGACAAAUCGUCUGUUGAUGCUAUCGUGAGAUUGAUGUAAUGCUACGGUAACAAAGGUUCGUACGAACGAUAAUUUCGUACAAAUCUCCCUGUUUUUCCAUUGUCUUUCCGAGUUUCCAUUGUCUGAAAAUCGUUUGUACGGCGUUCGUAAUGGCAUCUGUGACAGAGGCUUUAUUGUGAGUAUUGUGAUAGUUUGAAGGAACAAACACUUCGCAGUCCUAGUUGAGAACAG
This is a messenger RNA of Strongylocentrotus purpuratus (purple sea urchin), 1342 nucleotides long. RefSeq lists its product as uncharacterized. Bases 129 to 1091 code for a protein of 320 amino acids. Lineage: Eukaryota; Metazoa; Echinodermata; Echinoidea; Camarodonta; Strongylocentrotidae. The transcript has 5 exons. The record is from RefSeq and is a predicted model, not a curated record.